AGGAAAUCACAUCCGCCUUUGCUUUUACCUUUGUCUAGGCGAAAUCUGGAUUAGACUCGGAUUAUUGCCUGGAGCAAACACAAUCCCUUUGCACUUUUUUCUUGGAUUCACAAUCGAGCAGUACCUGCACAACGGACAGAAAGAUCCAUGAAAGUGCAUCCAAGUAAUCUCCUCCUCUGAAACUCUUUCUACUGAGACCAUAAACAUAUUUCAUUUUUUGAACGAGCACCUGGACUUGGGGGCAUUAUCAACUGCGAGACUCCAAGGGACCAAAAGGAGACGGUUCCACUCACGUGCGAUAACACGUGACCUUCUAAAAUCAUCAUCAAAGGAAUCAAUCUCGACGCGAUGCCCGCCACGAAGUCCAAGGCACUACCGCCACAUUCGCGAUCCCGACAGAAGACAAAUCCGCGUCAAACGUAUCCAUGUCUAAAGGCUCUCUAAUUAUCUUUCACAAAUGAUGAAUGCAUUUGCAGGUCGAUCGCGUUCCUCAGCAGGAUGGUUUUUUGCUGGCCUCGACUCAUCAUUCCCCGAUCUCGGCUCCGAUGAAAGCAACCUAUCAGAUCUCCGUUUCUGUGGUACAGAUCUCAAGUCUGGUUGCAAGGUGUUUCAAGUGCGGAAGUCAGAUCCAUCACGGAGUACAGAGGUGCUCCUGGCACCAGAUGUGCUAAACUACGACGAGCUUGAAGGCGAUUUGAAGGAUCAGGUCUUGGUUUUCAAAUUUAAGGGGAAGUUUCACGCCGUCGACCAUAAAUGUCCACACUCUUCAUAUCCGCUUUCACAUGGCACACCUUUCGACAUCGAAGACUUUGGAAUUGUUCUGAGCGCAGGAUUGACUUGUCCGAAGCAUGGCUGGUCGUUUGAUUUAUUCUCCGGCAUGGCAGACCGCGCACGAUAUAAGCUGGGCAUAUGGGAGGUUCAGUUGCGCGAUACAGCAUCAAUAGGUUCAAUACCAAUAGGAGAUUCUCUUGCAGACAUAGAGAGCAUAGACAAAGAAGUGUGGGUGAGGAGAAAACAAAGAAUAGGGUAAUGUCUCAGGGCGCAUUGAGCACACACUUUCCGAAUCAUUUCCAGUGCACCUUUGAUGUCUUCGUUAAUAAAUCUCGAGAACGUUCGUAACUUUAUGUGACCAACGUACAGAUGGAAUGCAUGCGACUGGGAAUGGUAUCAGCACUUGUCAGGCACCUUGCCACGU
Messenger RNA from Colletotrichum godetiae, 1195 nucleotides. RefSeq names its product Rieske domain-containing protein. The record is from RefSeq and is a predicted model, not a curated record. Lineage: Eukaryota; Fungi; Ascomycota; Sordariomycetes; Glomerellales; Glomerellaceae. Gene Ontology annotation, molecular function: 2 iron, 2 sulfur cluster binding. The transcript is spliced from 3 exons. The coding region runs from base 458 to 1030 and encodes 190 amino acids.